CAGAGAUAUGAAGACUUUAAAACAGCCCUCUGUUCUGACCAGAGCAUCUUCUUCUGGAGGAAAACCGUCUCAGCAGCGUGAUGAAGACUUGUGUGGUCCUCGCUCUCUUCCUGAUGGCAGGUGUGUCUCUUGGAGACAUCCAGAAGAGAGUCAAUAAUGGAAGGCCAUGCACCGCUGAUGAAACCAAAUCUUUUGUUUUCAUUAACGACUGUUCUGGUACCGUCAUUGACGGGAACUGGGUUAUCACUGCAAAACACUGCAAGGGUAGAAAAAAGCUCAGCAAGAAAUACGACAUUAAGGACGUCAACUUAAAUCUAAAAGUCACCUCGGAGGAAACUUUUAAACACGGGACUGCUGACGUCAUGCUGAUCAAAGGGAAGACCGGCAUGACUGGUAUGCCCUUGGUGACUGAAGCUGACUGCAACCAAGUCAUGAAACAAAUAAACACAAGCCCUGUAUCGAUGGUCGUUCCUGCUAAGGACACACAGGCUAAGACAACUACUGGGACAGUUGCUUCCAUGUGUGCCGACAUCAAGGUGGACAGAUCAGCCUUUCAUAUUAGAACCAACGUAAAUCGCGUGUACUGGAGUCCUGGUGCCUGCCAUGUCUGUCAUGGGGAUUCUGGUGCUGGAGUUAUUUAUAAUAAGGCUCUGUUUGCUGUUCUUCGUGGAGAAAAGGGCUCAGAGCAUUUUGGAUGCAUCGUCUGUAAUGGAAACAUACGUAAUUGGAUUGUUAAUACUAUGAAUAAUAAUCCUUAAAAGUGUAGUUGUGUGAUCCUUGUUUGUGAGCAACAAUAAAGAGACGUCAUGUCUCCU
This is a messenger RNA of Cololabis saira (Pacific saury), 815 nucleotides long. Its product is annotated as snake venom serine protease 2-like. Gene Ontology annotation, biological process: proteolysis. NCBI's taxonomy places the organism in Eukaryota, Metazoa, Chordata, Actinopteri, Beloniformes, Belonidae. Bases 81 to 758 code for a protein of 225 amino acids. The record is from RefSeq and is a predicted model, not a curated record. Gene Ontology annotation, molecular function: serine-type endopeptidase activity. The transcript has 5 exons.